UCGUGCCCAUCUGCCAUGGACAGUGAAGCUUUAAAUGCAACAGAUGAAGGAUUUAACGAAAUUGGAACAGAAUAUGAACGAGAAACAGGAAUUAAACUAAAUGAUUUAACGACAGAGCAAAAAUUUGAUAUCAUUCAGCAAUUGUUCUCUGAACUGCCCACUAGCAAGCUUUCACAGCUUUAUGAAAAGCUAGGAAGUCUAUUGCACAAAGAUUUUCUUGAGGUUUUGCCUGUUGAAAUUUGUUUCCAUGUGUUCCGGCUGCUGGGUGGCCGAGACUUGGUGAAUUGUGCUCGGGUUUCCAGAAGUUGGAAACAGUACGUGGAUGACCCGACGCUAUGGAAGUGGUUGUUUGAACGGAAUGGCUGGACGCUCAAUCGAAGCGUUGUCUCAGAAUUCGAGGAAUGGAUUCGUAUUCGGUUCUCCUUAAAUUCUAGCAACUCAAAAAGCAACUUGGAUGAGACAUUAUACAGUACCUAUAUGGGCCCCCGGGGUACUCAUUUUGCACCUUGUCAUUGCUAUGUCCGUGCAGAUGGAAGCAUCUGUUUAAAUUGGAAGUAUUUAUACCAACAACGGUUACUUCUUCAAAGAAAUUGGACAAAUGGAAAUUAUGUACUUACACGGAUAGUGUGCUCGAACAGACUACACAUGGACAGUGUGUACUGUGUUCAAUUUGACGACCACUUUCUUUUCACAGGGUCGCGCGACAAAACAAUCCGGGUAUGGGAGCUCCAGGCUCGGCGAUUGCUGUAUGUACUCGCAGGACAUACCGGAAGUGUUCUCUGUUUACAAUUUGACAAAAAACGGAACCUGUUGGUUUCUGGUUCCUCAGACACGACUAUCAUUGUUUGGGACCUGGCCACUCUAAAGCCCUUGCAAACAUUCCGUGGCCAUACAGACAAUGUAUUGGGUCUCGUGUUUCAAGAUGACUACAUUAUUUCUUGUUCAAAAGACCACACAAUUCGAGUCUGGCAGUACGGAGCUGCUGAUGAAAAUGCAUGUUUAUAUGUGCUUCGUGGGCAUCUGGCUGCUGUCAAUUCUGUCCAGUUUAACUCCAAAACACAUAUGAUCGUGAGCGCCAGUGGUGAUCAUACAAUUCGCAUCUGGAACGUAAAAACAGGUCAAUGCCUUGGUGUGCUACACGGACAUAGACGAGGCAUUGCCUGUGUUCAUUACGAUGGAAAAAAUAUUAUAUCAGGCUCUUCAGACCUAACCGUUCGCAUUUUCGAUGGAAAAACUGGCCUCUUACUUCGUUCAUUAGAGGGACACUCGGAACUUGUCCGGACAUUGCAAUGCGAUAUUGAAAAGGUUGUCACUGGAAGUUAUGACGGAACCAUAAAAAUAUGGGAUCGAAAUUCCGGAUCACUUUUGUGCGACUUAGGCAACAAACACGGAAGCCGCAUUUUCAACUUACAGUUCGACCACAAAAGGCUAAUUAGCUGCAGUCAAGACAGCCAAAUACUCAUUUGGGACUUUGACUUAGGCGUUGAUGGGACGUUUUUUUAAUGGUUUUCUAAUGUUUUUGUUUUUGUCUUUUUUUUUUCAUAUCUGCUGCUUUGACUAUUAAGGUUCUUUAGUUCUUUUCUUUUUUUUUUUCAAAUUGUUUCUCAGUAAAGCAUCCUUUCCUUAUCUUU
This is a messenger RNA of Schizosaccharomyces japonicus yFS275, 1631 nucleotides long. RefSeq names its product F-box protein Pof11. Bases 16 to 1503 code for a protein of 495 amino acids. NCBI's taxonomy places the organism in Eukaryota, Fungi, Ascomycota, Schizosaccharomycetes, Schizosaccharomycetales, Schizosaccharomycetaceae. The record is from RefSeq and is a predicted model, not a curated record. The transcript has 3 exons.